This is a messenger RNA of Sipha flava (yellow sugarcane aphid), 6133 nucleotides long. It is a transcript of the gene IntS1, whose product is annotated as integrator complex subunit 1. NCBI's taxonomy places the organism in Eukaryota, Metazoa, Arthropoda, Insecta, Hemiptera, Aphididae. The transcript is spliced from 29 exons. The coding region runs from base 195 to 6047 and encodes 1950 amino acids. Gene Ontology annotation, cellular component: integrator complex. Gene Ontology annotation, biological process: U2 snRNA 3'-end processing. The record is from RefSeq and is a predicted model, not a curated record.
UAUUUUAUAGCUAUCAAUUUCCGAAUUCUGCGUCUGUAUGACACUGGUUGUCAGCUAAUUUGAAAAAGUUGCCAUUAAUUUUAAUUAAAAAGUUUUAUCCUCCAACAUGAGCAAAAUGUAUUCUGUAUUUUGAACAACAAAAAAAUUGAGACUUGGAUUUAUUAUUGAAAUAGCAUUAACGGUACACUUCUAAGAUGAGUCGUGGAGGCAAAUCGAAAAAUGCUUACCUUCCUGGUGAUUUGGUGGCAUUAGGUUCUAAAAAUAAUCGCGUCGAACCAAAUCCACAAGAGAAACGGAGUGGUAAUAUAUUAUUACAUAGAAAAUUGAUGGAAUCAACUUUAUCUGACCGAAAACGAACUGGAUCUCCUAUAACAGUUCCUAUAACUAGUAAAAAACCAAAAAAUCAUGCAGGUUCCAGUCAUAGUUCAUUUGCUUGGGAACAGAUGUGUAUUGAAGUAGAUGCCAUUGAUUUGUUAGACUCAUUAAAUUAUUCCAUUCAGAAUCAAGAAAAUCUAAAAGCUGUUGGAUUACUUUUUGGUGCUUUUAAAAUCAUGCAUACGCAACGAAUAAAACCGGAUUUGUUUUGGAGUUUAUCAAUUGCUGUUCGCCAAUAUCCUACAUUAUUCCAGAAUGAAGAAGUUGUAAAUGCUUUGUGUUCUAUUCUGACUUGUCAUUCAACCGCUUUAACUAAACAUCGUCAAUAUAAUAUAGUCGCUGCAGUUAUUGCAGUUAAUUUAAUAUUAGCUUCACAUGAUAGAUUAAAUACGUGGCCAGAAGCAUUUGUUAAAGUUUUUAUAGAAGACUCUAUGGGAGAACGUUUAUGGGUAGACAAUGAAGAAUGUCGUUAUUUUAUUGAUAAUAUUAAAAUUAGCUUAAACACGCGGUCUUCCCCCUUUAUACCUUUAGAUUUUUUGGAUACAAUGAAUACGGUAGAAACUGCAUUAUCAUGCCCUGAAUCAAAUGAGGUAUCUAUUGUGUCAAGAUAUGAAGCUAACCAAGCGGUAGUCGAAAAUUUAAUUUUAGAUGUUGCAAAAGAAUAUUUGAUCCGAAAACAGUCAACUGAAGGAAUAUCUAGAAAUUUAUUAAAGUUAUUAGCUGCUUCUGCUGGAAUUUUAGAAAUUCGUGUUAUGGUUGCGGGGAAAUUAGAAGUUUGGUUGCAAAAUGCUAAACUUGUACGGCCAGCACAAGAAUUACUUUUAGCUGUUUGUGUUAACUGUACUUCUCGUACUCAAAGAGACUUAGAUGUUAUUUCUACAAUUGUCAAAAUGAGGUUAAAAACCAAAUCAAUGGGAAAUUUUUAUGUAUCAUGCAUCAAAGAAUUAAUUAUUGCAAAUUCAAAUAAUUUGCCAGUCAUAUUAAAAAAUGUAGUUUAUAAUGAAAUGUCUACAUCACGUAAUACUAGUAAUAUGGCUAUUUUUCAAGUUAUUUUUAAAGUUGAACCAGAUCAUAGUGCACUACUUUUAGCAGAUAUUUUUCAGGAAUUAUUAAUAUUACGAGAUGAUUAUUUGAGACCGUUACGUGGACUGCUACGGGAAAUUUCGCGUCAAGUACGUUCAGAUUUUAACUUUUUGACUUUUUGUCAAGGACUUAUGGGUGCUAAAGAACCAUUAAACCAAACACCUGAAGUUAAGGAUAGAGUUUUUGCUGGAAUUGUAGAUCUUUUAACAUUAUGUAUGUUUCUAACUGUAUACCCUUAUAUGCGCUCAGAACGAAAAGAUGUUCAACAGUUUGAAAAAAUGCAACAUGUUAUAUCUCAAAUUCAAAAAGAUGGAGUUGCAUGGCUCCAAGAUAGUGUUUUAAGAACUUAUCGACCUAAUCCUACAGAUUUUGUUCAUGCAUUACAUAAAAUAUUAUUAAUGGAAUCAUCUGAACAAUAUUAUAAAUUAGAAAGUUGGCCUCCUGAACAAGAUAGAAGUACAAUAUUUAGAAUUGCUACCGAAGCACCUUUAUUACAGGGUACAGUAAUCACAAUACUUAUGAUAGGAUUAUCAAAAGAACAUCCCUUAAGUUCUCCAGAUGCCUUAGAGCUAGUAGAUCAAUUAGUGAAGCGUGCUGCUUCAUUACAAGUGUAUCAAAAUUUUAAUUCUAUAAAAGCUGACAAAUCCCUUUUGUUUGAUGUAUUAUUGGAUUCUUGUGCUUAUCAUCAUCCUGAUAAAAUAGAAUUGCCAUUAGGCUAUACACCUCCGCAAUUAGCAAUAUCAAAUUUAUACUGGAAAACGUGGUUGAUAAUGUUAAUAUAUUGUGCUCAUAUACCUUCUGUUUUUGGAACUCUUGCUUGCAGAAAAUAUCCGAUGUUAAGAAUUUUCAUUGAAAUGUGUAUAACCAAUAAUUUUUCUUUUCCUACAUUUCUGGAAGAUCUUCAACUACAAUCAGUUGAAAAACAAAAAAUACUUGAAUUUGAAUCUUAUUUGGCUGCAGCUUCUACAAAGGUUACAAUUACUGAACAGACAAGUUUACUAUUAAGUCAGCUUAUGGAUAUGGAUCCUAUUGGUCCACCUAGGCGGCCACCUUCAUCUAUUUUAGAACAGUUGAGAGUUAUGAAUACAAACCUACGCGUUGGUCAUUUGUUAUGUCGAUCAAGAGACCCAGAUUUUCUUUUGGACAUUAUUCAACGCCAAGGUACUUCACAGUCAAUGCCUUGGUUGGCUGAUUUGGUUAAUUCAUCUGAAGGAUCAUUAAAUCAUUUACCGGUUCAGUGUUUAUGUGAGUUUUUAUUAAGUCCAAGUUGUCAACAACAAGGUAAAUUUAAUCAAUUACUUAAUCAUCUAAGAAAGUUGUUAAUGCAUCCUGAAACUGAUCCAACUAUUAGUUGUGAAGUUUUAGAAUACUUUUUGAGACGUUUAAGUUCUCCGACUAGUAGACAACAUGCUAUUUUAGGUCUAAAAUUGCUUUUAAAUGCAACUGAUGAUAAAAUGAUUGAUAUUGAUAAAGUAAUUGAAUCAAAAACGGAUGUUUCAUGGUUAUUAACAAGUUUACCACAACUUCCAAAUUUUCCAGCUUUUAAAUCUCAAAUUGUUAUUGCAUUGAGACAAGCUUGCCAAGUAGAAAAUGAUCCACAUUUGAUAACAGCGUAUUUGACAUUUUUGGCUGAACGAACUUCUGAUGUAAAUAAAGUAGAUAGUUUAACAAAUGAACAGCUUACUGAUAUGGUUCUUGAUAUGGCACAACUAAUUGUUGAACGGAGUACAGUUAUGGCUGCAGUGUUACCUGUAUCAACAGAUAUAGUUACAGUUUUUAAUAUUGCACUUAACUCUUUAGUUUGUAUAUUUUAUACAUUUUUAUGCAGGGCUAGGGAGCCUUGUCGUCAAAAUCAUCCUUGGUCUGAGAAUCAAGAUCAGAUUCUUGUAACAUGGCCUGGGGGGCAGGAAUGUACUAUACAUAUUCUCGUUGUACACGCUAUGAUCAUAUUGUUGACUUAUGGGCCUCAAUGUAUUCACGACCCAAUGAAAUUUGAUCAUUUAUUAGAAGCUUGGUUUCCAACAGACCGAAAACAAAUGCCUAAAGCUUAUUUAGUUGAUACUUCUGAAGAAGCUCUUCUUAUACCCGAUUGGCUUAAACUACGUAUGAUUAGGUCUAGGGUUCCAAGACUAGUUGAAGAAGCAUUGACUGAUCUUGAACCUCCUCAAUUAAUUUUGUUUAUUCAAUCUUUUGGUAUACCAGUUGCAUCUAUGAGCAAAUUAUUGGAAAUAUUGGACAAAGCUGUAUGUGUUGACCCUGAAGCUAUUAAAGCUGCUGUAAUGGAUAAAGCAUAUAUGGUACAACUUGUUCAAGUACAGCAAAGACGUGGAGCUCUGGGAGGACAAAUCUUUUCAUCAGUUUUAACAUUAAAUGACGGAUCAAUGGCAAUGGAAGUAGAAGAUGGAACUCCAGUGUCCUAUAAAAGGAAAUUAUCACUUGAAGAAAACCCAAUAUCAUUAAUUGAUAGACAUAAGAAUAUCAAUGUUGAUCUUAUAAUGAAAAAUUUGUAUAUAUCAACAAUGAAGGGAGAAAAAUUUUUGUCUUUGUUACAAUCUUUAUCACAAGACACGAAAUUAUUAGUUAAAAAAUUUAUGAUGACAAUGUUAAAAAAUAUGGCUAAAAAAGAAUUUAUGUUUUCUAUCAUUGAAAAUAAAAAUGUAACUUGUCAUUUACUGAAAGUCUUAAUGAUGAAGUGUGGUUAUAAUAAAAUAUUAAUGGCUAUUGUUAAAUUGAUUCUUGAUCAAAUGGAUGUUAAAAAAACCCAAAAUAAUUUGCAUAUGAUUAUUAUAAGUUACAUAAAUAAGUAUAAUGAAAUAAAAAAUAUAUUACCUCAGACUAAUAUCAAGGAAAACAAAUCACAACCAAUGGAAAUGGAUGUGUUAAAUAAAGGUCAAAAACGUUCACUUUUUGUUGAUCUACCUAAGGAAAUUGAAUUAAAAAUAUCAGAUUCUACAAUUGAUCAGCAGGUAAAUAUGUUGUUUUCAAAAAAUAUAUGUGAGAAAUGGGAGUCUGUAAGAAAUUGUAGACCAUACUUAUUGACUAUACUAAAUCACCAUAUGAAUUGGUCUUCACUGGAAUGUGUUCUAGACAUUUUAUUAGAACCCGAAAAUGUUGAAAAGUUUGAGCCUUCCUCAGUUUUAGACUUAAUAUCAGCUAUUGCUACAAACCCAAAAUUAUGGCAAGGUAGAGAAAUUAACGCUUCUAAAAGUAAAUCAAGUGAUGAAGGGUUAAUGUUAUUAAAUGAUCAUCAGCUUACUGCAUUAUUGUUAUACAUGAUUGAAGAAUGCAAAAUGAUACAUGAAGAUUCAAAUAUAAAUUUGGCAGAAUUAUCUACAUUUAUCCUAACUAAAUUAUCAGUGAUAUUGAAAAACUGCCUGAAAAAAAAUAACUGUGUUCACAUUUUUCAUAAUAUUUAUUUAAAAUACAUAAAUAGCUCAAAUAUUGCUGUGUUCAAACAGAUUUUAAGUCUUGUGUAUACUAAGGAUCCAAACAUCAUUAGUAAAUUACAGUACUAUGAUAUGGAUGGUUUCUUGGAUCCAAAUAUUAUAAAAGUUAGUGAAGGUUGUGCUUUGGACGCAAUUUCACAUACUGUUGUGUCAUCUAUUGUAUCCACUAAGAUUAAAAGAGACAAAGAAUUAAAUAAGAAAAUUUAUGAUUAUGAAAUAUUAGCAAAAAGAUUAUGUACAACUCAUCCAUUACUUUUUUUAAGAGUGUUUGAACUUUUAUCCGCACCUUUGCGCCGAUGUUGUUAUCUAGAGUUUAAAGCAAUGAAAUCUGGCCAUCUAUUAUUACUUAAUAAUAUUCUUGAUUUAAUAGAAAGUUUAGAACCUACAGUUUUCUUGCCAUUUUACACCGAUGCUCUUCACAAACUUUUAGGAAUUUUUCUGACUAUAAUAAGUAAUAAUUUAAAUAACGUGAGUCCUACAAGAAAAGAAUUCAAUACACUUUUAACAAAAUUUGGUAACCGCGUACAUAAUUAUAUUGCUGCAAAUUCUCGAGAUGCUAUGGCAUUUAUUAAAUCAAAUAAUAUUUGGUUUGGUCAUAUUAUUGAAAGGUACAAAACUAUUGGGAAUUUGAAUUUGCUAAUUUGUCAAAAUGAUCAAGUAAUAGUUUUAGCGCAAGGUAACAUGCAAAAUGAAUUAUUGGCAUAUGAUAAAUUUUGUACUUGUUUUAAAGAUGGUCAUCACAAUGAUACUACAGUUAAUGUGUUGUCAGAAAUAGAACGUUCUUCUUAUCGAAAUAAUCGAGGUUUUGAGCCAUAUUUGAAUAAAAUUAUAUCACUGAUCAGGAAUCCUAGUUCUCAUGUACGAUUGCCAUCCCUUGGAUUGUUGCUGCAUUAUUUACAAUUUAAUAGUAGUAAUUCGUCUACCAACUUUGUGCUGGUUCCAGGCAUUCUAAGUGCACUAUUAUCUGAUGAUGAUGAAGUGUCUACUACAAUAAGGAACCACAUUGAUUCAUUAUCAAUGUCAAGAGAAAUGGCAUUGUCUUUGUUACUUGAAACUUAUAAAGUUGGUAUCUACAGAAGUCUUAAUACAACAACUAUGAUAACAAAAACUAUUUCUACUAUGAAUUUACAGUCUGGAUGUUGAAUUUUAUGUAUAUAAUUCAUGUACAUUAUUAUAUAAUAAGUUUUAUAUAUUCAAGUGAACUAUAAUAAAUAAUAUAAAUGUUCAAC